CGACGAUAAUUCUCCCUGUGCACUCCUAGCUCUCAAAUUUAAACCUAAAGAGAGAGAAAGGGCAAAAAAAGAGUCGAGGGCAGAAGUUCCAGCAGCUCAAUCUUUUUGGCCAUCUGCCGAUUUCCCACCUCAGCCAACCGCGCCAGAGCUGCCGUCGACAAUUGAGGGACUUCAGACAUGCUGGCGUGAUCCAACAAAGCCUCGACCAACCCUCUUCCACUCUCUCUUCUUGCUCUUCCCUCUCAACCGUCCCUCUCCAAUUUACGCAUACGCCGAAUCGCAGUCGGAUCGACGCUCUCUACCCCAGUAUGGGAGGACUACUGUUGCUGCUCUUGCUGAGCACGGUCAUGGCCUUGGCGUCCUUCUUCGCCGGCUCACUACCACUCGCGAUAACCCUCACACAGUCGCAACUUCGAUUGAUAUCGAGCGUGGGAGUUGGUAUAUUGGUCGGGACAUCUAUGAUUGUGAUCAUACCCGAAGGCAUCGAAGCUGUCACAACCACCGGCGGGCACUCGCACAGCAAGAGGAGCUUGGUGGAUGGGGCUGGAAAGCAAGGGAGGCCCGCUAUUCGAUGGGUGACAGACGCAGGAGAUGUGCCUCAGUUGGUAGAUACUACCAAAUCUGCGCGGACUGUUGAGGAAGAGUUUCAUGACAUUGGCCGUGAUGCGGAAUACACUGUAAAGCUGCACAGUCGGGAGGAGCAGGACGAACAUGGCCACGAGCAGCCCCCGGCAGCCGCCCCCGGCCCCGAACCUCAUCACGACGAGCCGAAGCACGAGAACGAGGUGCCGACCUUCUACAUCGGCCUGUCCAUGAUCCUCGGCUUCGUCCUCAUGUAUCUCAUCGACAGGCUGCCCCGCCACGCAGCAGGCGGCAGCGGAUCGGAGCCUCAGAUGCGUCACGUCAGCUUGGAUAACCUUGGCGGUUCAUCGAGCGUUGGCGACGAGGAAACGGAAGGCUUCCUCGGGUCUCUUGCGCCUCCACCAAAGCAAUCUCGAAGUCUAGCAACUACCAUCGGUCUGGUGAUCCAUGCCGCAGCGGACGGCAUUGCAAUGGGCGCGUCCACGUCCACGUCAAACACCAAGUUGGGACUUAUAAUAUUCGUCGCCAUUAUGGUCCACAAGGCGCCAGCAGCAUUUGGUCUGACGUCGGUGCUUCUGAAGCAGGGUUUGUCCAAACGAACGGCGCGAGGACAUCUCAUCGUCUUCAGCCUCGCCGCCCCUUUCGGAGCUCUUAGUACCUGGGCCAUCAUCCGAAUCUUGGGCGGUGGAAAUUUUGAGGGAGAGUCUGGUCAGUGGUGGACGGGUAUGCUUCUGCUCUUCUCAGCAGGAACGUUUCUGUUUGUUGCGAUGCAUGCCAUGCAGGAAGACGGCAGUUCUCCUAAGCACGAACACGGCGGCAUGAACGGCUAUUCUGACGGGAAUGGCACACAAAGAGGCCAGCAGCGGCCGCAGAUGCGUGAUACUUUUGCGACAGUUGCUGGCAUGCUCCUGCCGCUUCUUACCCAGUUUGGACAUCACCACUGAACGAUUGCCUCUGCGAUUGACAAAGAUUCCUUGUAUCUCGAAAAAGGAAGAAAAAAGGCGUAAUGUCGGGACCUGUUGUACGAGUAAAUCGUGGCACCAAUAGGGCUAGGGCCUUCUGAUACAUGACGAUGAUGAUUGUGUAGAAUUCUAUAACUUUUGAGUUCGUCUCUGAAUCUGGAAGGAAAUAAGUCCAGAUGAUGUAUUUUAGGAACCUGUACAAUUAGAUCGGCCAGAAGCGCCUUCGAAUCCCCAUAGAACGCAUGGCA
Colletotrichum scovillei is the source of this 1792-nucleotide messenger RNA. Its product is annotated as ZIP Zinc transporter. Gene Ontology annotation, cellular component: membrane. The transcript has 4 exons. Gene Ontology annotation, molecular function: metal ion transmembrane transporter activity. Bases 309 to 1526 code for a protein of 405 amino acids. Gene Ontology annotation, biological process: zinc ion transport; transmembrane transport. The record is from RefSeq and is a predicted model, not a curated record. Lineage: Eukaryota; Fungi; Ascomycota; Sordariomycetes; Glomerellales; Glomerellaceae.